Molecule: messenger RNA, 2440 nt
Organism: Dermacentor albipictus
Lineage: Eukaryota; Metazoa; Arthropoda; Arachnida; Ixodida; Ixodidae
Molecular function (GO): zinc ion binding
Source: RefSeq, a predicted model, not a curated record
UUCGCAUCGUCCGCGGAAGUUGCGAAUAAUGGAUCUUCAGUUUACACGCCCGAUGUCGUUAGCCUGCAUAAUGGCCCACAUUGGGCAAGCAGAACGCAGGAUUCGAUGCUUGAUUGAAGGCGAAGAAGUCUUAAACGCUGGUCAUCUUGUGUGCUGCGGCAUGAAAGCGUGCACGUCGACGUCCGUCACUGUUGAAGGGCUCUGCAUACAAACUUCGCAGGUUCGAAGCAAACCACAUAAGCUGUGGUUUCAAUUUUACAGCAACGGCGUUAUCAAGGGCCACUGUACCUGCAAGGCCGGCAACUCGGCACAGUGUAAGCACAUGCUUGCAAUGUUGUUGUCUGUUCACAGGUCUGGGAUCGAAAACCUUGAGCAGCUUACCUCAACAGACUUGAAACAAGCAUGGGGAAAACUGAAAUCGAUGCCCCUUUAUGAGCCAAGGAGGACAAGAGAUCUGUGCCAUGUACAAGGUGCACCAAGACUCCAUUUAGACAGCGGGAAGCUAGACGAAAUACGUAACAAGAUGAUUGCUGUUGCUCCGAACAGCACGCUUGCACUGCACAGCAAAGGGCGGUGCUCAUUUACCCAUGACAGCGCUCAAGAACCCAGCAUGGAAAAUGCCAAACCAAAUGUAAUAAGCCCUAUAUGCAGGGUAUUGUUUCAGCACAUGGAUUUGUGCCAACAAGUGCGAACGUAUGAGGAACUUCAGUUCCAUGGUGUCGCCUUUAAAGAUGCCACCACACUGAAGAUAUACAAAGUAGCCAAAGAACACCUCGCUCCUCCUGUGUAUCGCUUUUAUUUAACGCAUACUGCCGUGACACAGGAGGAGGCAGUUGAGAUCUGUUCGAGCACAGUGAGCCAAAAUGACACCAAGUGGCACCGACAGAGGAUGCUAAGGAUUACUGGCAGCAAGUGCCACAGCUUAUACAGAUUUCUGCCGACCAAAGAAUGCACAUGGGAUCAAAAGAUCUUGAAAUACUUAACUAAAACCUUUAAGGGUAAUGAUGCCACACGCUAUGGGAAAUCGUGUGAAAGGCCAGCCACUGAAGAGUACACUAGAAAGUCUGGAAAUGAAGUAACAGCACUUGGCUUUGUCAUUAAUCCUGUCAUUCCAUGGUUAGGCUUUAGCCCAGACGGUGUUGUUUUUAAGAAUGGUCAACCUUCUGUGCUGCUGGAAGUGAAGAGCCCCGUUCGGGGAAAGCAUGCAAAAAUUUGUGAGCUCAUCAAAGAGAAGAAGCUACCAUACAUUAUUUCUGACAGAGAAAACUUCUCUCUUCGGAUAACGCACUCAUAUUUUUCGCAAGUGCAGCUUGGCCUGUUUCUUCUAAACCUCCAAGUGGCGCAUUUCAUUGUUUACAGCCAAGUGGAAUCCCUAAUGAUCUGUGUAAAAAGAGACGACCACUUUAUUGACAAUCUUGUGCGUCGAUUGCAAUAUGUUUACUUUGAGCAUUUAUUGCCGCAGCUCGCCAAAUAUGAAAAAUAAGGUCAUGGCCCUCAACCCUAUGACGACCUAAGUGACUGUACUGGUCACUUCAGCCUUGUGCAUUGUCCAAGGUCAGCUUAGACGUCUCGACUAUGCUCAUGGCUUCCCUUGACUGUUGUUUCUGCUAAAGUUGCCAUUCCUUGUUCCUUUUGAACAAGUCGCUUGCCUUGUUUUUGUCAACAAUUGCUGUCACGAGCUGAAGUAGAAGAAAAAGAACAGAGAAGAAGGAAGAGGAAGAAGGCUGACGUGGCCUACAAGGAGAGAGGUGGCAAAUGGCAGAACACCGCUAGAGGAAGAAGAAAGAAGUCGGCUAAAGCACUGGGCGAAGGCGCUGAACCAAGGACGGCUAGAUUGAAGGGUUGAGCUGGAGGAGGACACUGGUGGCUCUGCACCAGCCGGGUUCGAUCCUACACGCCUGCGGCUGUAGCAAAGGCUUGGUCCGAGGACAACGGUCCCGUCCUAUGCUAUGUGGACAACCUCACCGACGACAACGCUCGACAAGCUCGACCUAUUCUACGGAGACAGCCCUCAGCAGAGAUGCCAGUGGUGCACCGUGCAAUGCGGAGGAGCUGCACUGACUCGGACAUGUGAGCGCCACACCGCACGUGACUUAUUAGGACUUGAGAACUUGCGAGACUAUUUAAGAACUCUGGAAAGAUAUUAGUGUGAACGAGAGAGAUCAAACUCAGUGUAACCAUUGUUGCGGAUGUAUGUAAAUGUGUUGAGGACUUAUCGGUGAGAUACAUUAUGUAUGUGUUUGGUGCGUCGGUAACCGUGACACUUGCGCAGAGGUAUUCAUCUCAACACUGACUUCGGAAAAGCUGUUAUUUUUAUUUUGUGUAUGAUCUUUCUUUUGCUCAUGUAUGCUUAUGUUACUGAAAGUUUUAUGUAACACGUGCAUACUUUUUGCACUUGAAUUAUGUGUGUCCAUGAAUUAAAAUAUUUAUUGCUGCUCUA